Penicillium alfredii is the source of this 2187-nucleotide messenger RNA. Its product is annotated as FAM50/XAP5 family protein. NCBI's taxonomy places the organism in Eukaryota, Fungi, Ascomycota, Eurotiomycetes, Eurotiales, Aspergillaceae. The record is from RefSeq and is a predicted model, not a curated record. The transcript has 4 exons. Bases 1 to 2187 code for a protein of 728 amino acids. Gene Ontology annotation, cellular component: nucleus. Gene Ontology annotation, biological process: chromatin organization.
AUGGCACAAGAGGAAGAGAGCCGGACCUCCACCCCUCGGUCCUUUACGGGCCAAAGCGCAUCCGCGGAGGAAAUGCUCAAGUCGCAAACCGUCGGUCUCGUACAUCUCUCAGAUUUUCGCAAGCGCCGUGCCGAGGUGCUGGAGCAAAAGGAGCGCGAGGCGCAUGAUAAGUCGCUGGGGCGACUGGCAUCCGGUAAUUCAAGGAGCGCAACUCCCUCCACGGGCGACGUGACUGACGGAUCGACGACACCACGAAGUGAUGGUCCGCCCAGGAAGAAGAAAAAGAAGCCCCUUGCCAAAAGUAAGCUUUCUUUUGGCGACGAUAAUGAUGAUACUGGGGAAGACUCAGCAGCAACCCCGCGCGAGUCGAGUAUAUCGCGGUCGAAUUCGAAAACCCCAGUCGAUGACGGUGCUCGCCGCAUGAAGGCCAACCCAAAUGCACCGCCCCCUCCGAAGGCCAUGACCAAGGCGACUGUGGAGGCUGAGGCACAAGCUCGCGACACACUCCGCAAGGAAUUCUUGACGAUGCAGGAAGCGGUCAAGAAUACCGAGAUCUUGAUCCCAUUUGUUUUCUAUGAUGGGACAAAUAUCCCGGCGGGAAAUGUCAAGGUUAAGAAAGGCGACCCCGUUUGGCUGUUCUUGGACCGGUGUCGCAAGGUCGGUGCUGAGUUGGGGGUACGCGGCGCCCAUGGGGCCAGAGGCAAGAGAGACCACCGACGAGAAUGGGCCCGUGUCAGUGUUGAUGACUUGAUGCUGGUAAAGGGCGAUGUCAUUGUGCCCCAUGUAAGUCUCCUUUUCCUAUUUCCAUGGCUCCCAUCUGACUCAAGCCAGCAUUACGAGUUCUAUUACUUCAUUGCCAACCGCAUUCCCAGCUUCAGCCGCGCAGGCGGCUUGCUGUUUGACUACUCCGACAAGCCUCAAGCCGAUUCGACCGAUGAUGCGUUAUCGCGUCCUAAUAAUGAUCAAUUAGAAGGCGCAAACAAGGAGCCCACAGUAACCAAAGUGGUAGAUCGACGGUGGUAUGAAAAGAACAAGCAUAUUUACCCGGCCAGUCUCUGGCACGAGUACGAGCCUGGGAAGGAGUUUGAAGAGGAAAUGACUUCGACGAGGCAGAGCGGUAGUGACUACUUGCUCGUGAGUGGCGAUGCACUUCGUCAACUGAACGACGCUGACAGCACCAGACAUGUCUUCUGUCUGAAAUGCGCCGCCAGUCUCGGCCUUUCGCAUCCAACUUCAGACGACCGUCGCUGUCCUGCGUGCCAGAGUAUUCUCCCCAAUCCUGAUGAUGCGGCCUCGACUAUCCUCAACCCCACCGAAGACUACAAGACCAGCGUGUUGAGCGGCUUGGACCCGACUACAAUCAUGGAGUGUGCUGGCCGCGCAUUGGGGUUUUGGACAUACCAGAGUACACAGGAGAUUUUCUACCAAGAGUUCUUGGGCAAGACCCUCACAGAGAAGUACACGAAUCUGAGCACACAGAUGGACAAGGUCAUCCACAAUGCCAAUACCGAGAUUAUGUCUCUACAAAGCAAGGUUUCUGGUCGGUUGGGUCGAGUACUCCCGGUUGCCUUGACUUGUAAUGCUAACACUCGACCGCCAGAUAUGCAAGCGGCCCAGGGCCAACUCCAGAGAAAGAACCAAGAGCUUGCCGAUCUCUGUCGUGAGAAAUCACAGAAGCUAUCGCAGAUGACCAAUCUCUAUAACCUCCUCAAAGCCCGGGCCAUGCGGACCCGGAUGCAGACCGCAGCGUCAGACACCGUCUCACAGACCCUAAACUCGCUCUCGUCACGGGCUGCUCCCCAUACCCCAGCAAUGCCGUCCGGUCCUCCAGCAGCGUUGAUGGCGCAGCAACCACGGCUUCCCCAGUCCCCUUCAUACCAUGUCAACGCAGAUGGAGUUGAGCAGCUGCAUCGAUACCAACGAAGCGGGACCGGCAGCUCCAAGAGGGCGAGGAAGAAGACAAUAGAGGCGUCAGCGAUGCCACCGCCAGGUCGGCCCAUGUGGAAUGGGCGAAGCCGUGCUUUAUUUACCGGCGAACGAGAAGGGAGCAUGAAUCAUGAUGGCCUGGCUCAAGCGCACACUGCCACUCCGCAGCAUCGUACUCGACUACCACGCCCAUCUCGACCGCCGACGGCAUUAUCUCAAUUUCCGCCUGAGGAUGCAUUGCUCGAGCGAUUCGGAGGUUAG